AUGAUGUUGGUGGCAAGUUCGGAGAACAUCGGGCUGUGCCCGAUGUCGUUUACAGAUUCGUCCGGGCAGAUGAUUUUCGAACGUCUCCAAUACCAACGGAACACGGGACGCUUCUGCGAUGCCGAACUCAUCGUCGCCGCUCGCGUUUUCGCGGCGCAUCGGAAUAUUCUGGCGGCGCACAGUCCGUAUUUCGAUUCAAUGUUCAAAGAAUGCAAAGUGACAAAAGAGCAGAUAACGAUAAAUAGUAAACAUCCACAAGUGUUCGAAUUGUGUUUGAAUUAUAUGUACAGUGGAAAUGUGGUCAUUGAUAGGGGAAGCGUUUCGGAAUUGCUGAGAUUCGCUAAUGAUUUGAUGAUGGUCCGCCUAAAAAACUACUGUGCCGAGUAUCUGGAUCGAUAUCUAGACGCAGCAAACUGCCUAUCGAUAAGGAGUCUGGCGCAAAGAUAUAAUUUGCCCGGUCUCAUUAAGUCUGCCACCGACUACUUCGACAGUAACCUGAACAGAUGUCUUCUGGAGUCGCGGGAUAUCAUUUCGUAUACCUAUACACAGCUAACACGUCUGAUUGGAGACCCAAAAUAUUCGGAUUGCAUCACACCGGAUACCUAUUUGAAACUAAUAAUACGAUGGGUUGGUGAAGACGUUUCGAAACGGGAAGAGAUUUUUCGUCUACUUCUAGAAUCUUGUGAAUUUCGAGAAGUUUCUGCGGACACAUUGGAAUUCUUGCUGGAUUAUUCACCGUUGCUCUCGAAGAGUCAGAAGAGUCGAUUCUUGUUGUUGCAUCAUUUGACUAUCUUUUCCAGGGAAGACAACUCGAUGCUAAUGGAAAAGUACUCGGCGCAACUUUUGAAUCUCCGCCAAACGCUCGUCAAUCUGCCCGUCCUUCACGAUCCGUCUCAAUUCGAAGACGACAUCUACGACUCGACAGAUUCUGAGAAUGAGGAUCCCGACGACUACAUUGUAGAAGGUCAAUUGACGUCUGCACAAAUGUUAGAAUCUGGAAAUUAUAUGUCGAAUCGGCUAAAAAUGAAAAUGGGCGCAGUCGAAAAGAAGAAGUUGAAAAGGCCGAAAGGGUUGAAGAGGACUUUGCAGCCAUUAAAUCCACCGCCACAAGCUGCUGCCGAGAAUGAGAGCAUCCCAUGGAUCGACGAGGAUGGAAUUGACGGUGUCUAUGCGACGUGUUCACUUGAAGGAUGUCAUACGUAUGGACCAAUCGAUAUGAUGGACCCGGAUGACUGUGAGGAUGACGAGGACAAACCAGAUGAGAAUGGACAGUCGAUGUGUCAUUUCUGUGGAUAUCGAACGUCGACUGAUGAGCUCCUCGAAAAGCACAAAGCCCGCUAUCACAACCGUAACACCUACUACAUGUGUCAUCUAUGUGAAUUCGAGACGAAUUGGAGCAAACAAUUCUAUUUGCACUGUGCUGAACACUGGACCGAAAUACCGUAUAUCUGUGAGAGAUGUCAAUUCACGACCAAUGAGAUUCAAGAGUUUUUGACACAUCGAUUACAGCACACGGACGCUCGAUAUUUCAAAUGUGGCGAGUGUGCAUGGAAGGGACGGACCCGGUCCCAACUGUUUGCCCACGAACGGAUGCAUUCGAUUCUAGAUGAUCGUCCAUUGCAUUGUGAGGAAUGUGGAAGAGGUUUCCAUCAGCACUCCUCGUUGGACCAUCAUAUGGCGACGCAUAAUGAUGUUAGAGCAUUCGUUUGCGAGGACUGUGGUUUCGCCACCAAAACCGCCGAACACCUUCAGCUGCAUCGUCGUCAACACACUGGUGAUACGUUCACUUGUCAUAUUGCCGGUUGUGACUACUCAUCAACCAAAAAGUCCCAACUCGCCGCCCAUCUUCGAACCCACAUGGCGGUCCGUGCUCAUCUCUGUAAAAUCUGUGGUCGUGGAUUCAUCGAAAAGUCUCAUCUAGUUCGACACGAAAGAAUUCAUUUGGAGGAGAAACCAUUCAAAUGUGAACAAUGUGAUUAUGCAUCGAGUAGAAGGGACAAAUUAAAGGAGCAUAUCAUCAAACAUCACAAUGAAGGCGUUAUCAAUGUACAGAAGACGUAUCGAAGGAAGUAUAAGAGACAGAGGAUGUUGGCACAGGCUGAUGAGAUGAUUAACAAUCCGGAUGUGUUGUUUAGACCCAUUAAUACAGAAGAUGCGGUUAGCAAUUGGCAGGCGAAUAAUGAUUUUACGGCCUACUCUCCGAAUCCGGACUACGGUAACCCGAACGUUGGCUACCCGACCCAAUCACCACCUCGUGCCUACUCUGUCGUUCAUCCAUCUCAACACCAACAACACGUCUCAUCGCCAGGAUGUAUGUCUAUGAUGAAUGUACCAUUGAGAGAUAAUCAUCAUCAAAUGCAAAGGGAUUCACCAGGAGAGUCCAUUGCAGCCGCUGAUAACACUCAUGGAGUGCUGAUGACUCCAAAUUUGGUUAUGCGAUCCCCUCACAAUCGAAGUGCCGCUGUCCAACAACACUACAAUAUGCCAUCAACAUCGGACAAUCAACAACAACUCCAGCAUCGUCCGUUCUCACUACCAACCUACGGUCAAAUGGACAUGGCUCAGGUUCAAAUGCAACAACAACAACAGCAUAUGCAACAGCAGCAACAGCAACAGAUGCAUGGAAUUCCACAGAACCAUCAUUCACAGCCACAGCAGCAACAGCAGCAGCAGCAGUCAUCCAACCCGAACGAUGCCAAUAAUUCAUGGAAUUCAUGGAACAUUCAAUAA
Messenger RNA from Caenorhabditis briggsae, 2730 nucleotides. RefSeq names its product Protein CBR-EOR-1 (gene Cbr-eor-1). The coding region runs from base 1 to 2730 and encodes 909 amino acids. The record is from RefSeq and is a predicted model, not a curated record. NCBI's taxonomy places the organism in Eukaryota, Metazoa, Nematoda, Chromadorea, Rhabditida, Rhabditidae. Gene Ontology annotation, biological process: regulation of transcription by RNA polymerase II. Gene Ontology annotation, molecular function: protein binding; DNA-binding transcription factor activity; RNA polymerase II cis-regulatory region sequence-specific DNA binding. The transcript is spliced from 13 exons.